Messenger RNA from Papaver somniferum (opium poppy), 1941 nucleotides. RefSeq lists its product as uncharacterized. Lineage: Eukaryota; Viridiplantae; Streptophyta; Magnoliopsida; Ranunculales; Papaveraceae. The record is from RefSeq and is a predicted model, not a curated record. The transcript has 2 exons. The coding region runs from base 146 to 751 and encodes 201 amino acids.
UACUCGGUCUAUCACCUUUUUUUUUCUGGUUAGUUUUAGGGUGAUUUUAUUUUUGGGUGUAAAUAAAAAGUCAAGAAAUAGGAUUCAGCAUAUAUGAUAUUUGAAAUGGGUGGUACUUAGGAUAAUUGGGGAUAGAAAUUAUGGGAUGGGAAAUAAGAAAAACCAAAAAAAUGGGGUCUCGAUUAACAAAGAAUUUCAACGAAAGUUUUCCAACAGAUAUAAUUUCAGACAUCUUAACUCGUUUACCCACCGAAUAAGUAUUAGAAUGCAAGUUAGUCUGCCAAACAUGGAAGAAUCUCAUUCAAUAUCCAUCCUUUCCCCAACUGCACUUAGCUCGUCUCAAUCAUCCAGAUUCGAUCGAUUCAGUGACAAAAGAAUACCUUUCUUUGGUGGUGGGAUUUUGUAUUAUGCUUUUUGUCAAUCCUUUCGGCAACGUGACUUUGAUGAUGUGUGGCUGCUAAUGAAAAAGAGUAAUGAUGAACAAGAAGGACACCAGUCAUGGGGUUGGAGUAAAGUGACUAGUCUUGAGCAAAGUGAACCGUUUGCCUUUUUUGAUGAUAGCAGCACCGUUUUACGUUAUGAUGAAGACACUAAUAAAGUAUUUCGCUCAACAACUUGGGAAAAGCUUGUAUAUGUUAAUGCAAUAUCUUGUCAAGUAUUUCCACACAAGCAUACCUUAGUUUCAUUGAAAGAUAUGGGCGAAGAAGGUGCAACGAAAUCACAGAGAACUAGCGGACAAAUCAACUGUUAAAAACUGGUAAGUUUCAUUUAGCUUUUGGAAGUCAUAAUCUUAUGCUUAGAUAUUUAAAUGGGUUUUAUUUUGAAAUUGGUUAACAAGGGACCUCUUUAUUAACCUAAAACUAUCGACAGUUAUGUAUCAAUACCUGCGAGUAUGUGUUUGUAUCUUUAAUCCCAACUUUAUGUGAGUGUUCUUUCAUAAGCAGUCACUCUUUAUUGCUUUGCUAAUUGCAUUUGUUAGUCGCUUGACCUAAUUUCAAUGAGAGAAUGUGAUGCAUGCUUUAGUACUUUGUUUCAUUCAUUGAUCAGAUUCGAGUAAGCAUAUGCAGGCGAACGGCGAAAGUGAGAGCAUUCGCAUCAGUACAAGUUAUUCUGUUUGAUUCUUACUUCUUAGUAUAGUAUGUUGGUACUUGGUAGAUAAUUAUCAGGAUCCAAUUUGAAGCUUUUCUAAUUUGCCUCUGUUUCGAUAUUGGGAGUUGCAAUAGUGGUAGUGUUUAAGUGGAAGUAAUUUUAGUAAGCAAUAGGGAAUCUCAUAAAGCAUGGUGGGUAUUCUUAGUACCGAAAUUGAAGGACUUCGACCUGCUCUAUUAUUAUCAUCAGUAUAAUAGCUGCGUUGGUAAUCUUUUUAGAUAAACUAGGAGGAAAAUAACUCCAUGAACCGAGCAUUAAUCCUACUGUCUUCGUAGGUGAUAGGGUUUACAUUGGUGUUUUGUUUUGCUUGGCUUGUCAGUUGUUCCCAUUGUCUUUUGUUGUAGUUUUUCUUUCUUCUUGUGAACAGAAGUAGGGUAGCUUAGUGUUUACUUUAGUAUCAGGAGACCCAGAAUCAGUAUGCCUCUGAAUACUCAUAGUUUAUUCACAGUUUUAGAGUGGUGAAGUUUUCUGCUGACAAUGUAGCAAAAAAGGGGAGUAGUCUGGCAAGGCUGAGGUAAGUGUAUAUAAUAUGGGGCCUGCUUUCUUAGUGAGAUUAGAAUCUCCCCGUCAACACUCUCAGAGUCUGUAUCUGUAUAGCUUGUUUCCCUUCAAAUUUCUUUGUUUUAGCUGUGUCCUUUAUUUGAGAGCUGUUUGUUUGUGGGUGCCCAUCUUCGAGGUUUCCCUUGUUUAGUUGGUACGUGCUUUUUCUAUAAGUUGCACUGUUGUGCUUUCUUGUAAUGUUUUGCGAUUUUGGCUGUUAAUGUAAAAUGAUUAAGCAAAAAAAAAAAAAAA